Messenger RNA from Dromaius novaehollandiae (emu), 9750 nucleotides. It is a transcript of the gene HDAC7, whose product is annotated as histone deacetylase 7. The record is from RefSeq and is a predicted model, not a curated record. The transcript is spliced from 25 exons. Gene Ontology annotation, molecular function: histone deacetylase activity; transcription factor binding. Gene Ontology annotation, cellular component: histone deacetylase complex. Gene Ontology annotation, biological process: negative regulation of transcription by RNA polymerase II. The coding region runs from base 386 to 3412 and encodes 1008 amino acids. Lineage: Eukaryota; Metazoa; Chordata; Aves; Casuariiformes; Dromaiidae.
GUUUAAUAAAAAGAAGUGUGUGAGUCUGAUGGCUUUCACCGGGUUGCAUUGUGUUUUUGACUAGAGGGGCUGGGGGAGGAGGGUUUGUGCUGCCAAGGGAGGAACCCAGGGCAGCUGAACUCGCUUUUCUUCUGCAAGUUUUUUUCUCCCUCUGUGUUCCCAGGACAGGGUUGGCUUUCUAGGUUUGAUAAAGCAUUUCCUUCCAUUGUCAUUCUAUACGGCCUCUGGGCCCUUCUCUCAGUCCCUCCCCUUUCGCCUUCCCCUCUCUUUCUCUCUCUCUCUUCCUGAACUUUAGUGAAUCUUGAGAUAUAAAGAAAACAGCUGCCUCCCUUAAGCAAUAUCUUGAACAAUGAGACCUCAUCUCCAAGGGCUUUAAUUCCUCUGGAUGCAAGGACAAAGCCAGGCUGCUGUGAACCCGUGCACCUCUCCGCAGGUGCCUCAGACCGCCCCCAUGGACCUGCGGAUCGGACAGCGCGUCGUCAAGCCCGGCUCUGACACCACCUUCCUGGCUCUGAAGCACACUCAGCAGCUGCAGCACCAGCUCUUCCUGGCCAGCCUGCAUCAGCAGCAAGUGGAGCAACUCGCUCAUCAGCACGUGAGGGUGACCAUGGAGUCCUCGCACCGUGAAGCAGAGCCUGGGCAGCAGGAACAGGAACUGCGGCAGAUCCUCAAUAAGGACAAGAGCAAACGAAGUGCUGUGGCCAGCACAGUGGUGAAGCAGAAACUGGCUGAGGUCAUCCUGAAGAAGCAGCAGGCAGCUUUGGAGAGGACCAGCAACCCCAACCCUUCAGCCAUGCCAUACAGGUCUCUGGAGCCUCUGGAUCCUGAGGGCCCUUCCCCUCCUGUGCUCAGCACCUUCCUGCCCCCCGUCCCCAGCACUUCUCUUGACCCCCCCGAGCAUUUUCCACUGCGGAAGACGGCAUCUGAGCCCAACCUGAAGGUGCGUUGCAAGCCCAGGAAAUGCCUUGACCGACGCAAGAACCCCCUGACCCGGAAGGAGAGUGCACCUCCUUCAUUGAAGAGAAGGCCACCUGAGGCGAUUGAUUCCUCCCCGAGCAGUAGCAGCACCCCCGUCUCCGGCUGCAGCUCGCCCAACGACAGUCUCCCCGCAGACCACGGAGCCCUCCCCACUGCGUCCGGCAUGGCCCACGAGACACCCCUGGCCCAGCGCCUGAUGAUGCAGGAGAGCUCACUGGCCCAGUUUGCCCUGCAGAGUGCAGCCUCCCUUCCAGCCAUCACGCUGGGAUUGCCGGCUACCACUAGCGCCAGGGGAGAGGCAGAUCGCCGCCCCCUCUCUGGCCUGGCACACCGGGUGCCUGUGCUGAACGGUCCUGUCCUCGCAGGCACACAUUCGCCCAUGUUCAUACCAGCUGGCUUAGAGCAGCACGAGGCCGGGAGCCCUUUAUCCCCUCGGCUGCAGCCUGUCAUCAUCCUCGAGCCCUCUGUCACCCAUGCUCCUCUCGUGGCGGUGCCAGGUCUGGGAACGGUCCCUUUCUCCUUCGCCCCCUCGCUCAUCUCUGCAGAGCGCCUGUCGCUCCCGGGCCACCAUAAACCGCUGGGGAGGACCCGCUCGGAGCCCUUGCCCCAGAACCCCAAGGCCAUCCAGCAGCAGCUGGUGUACCAGCAGCAUCACACCCAGUUCCUGGAGAGACUCAAGCAACAGACACAUCUGGGCAAGCGCAUGGCUAAGUCCAGCGAGAAGCCCCGUCUGCGGCAGAUUCCCUCCUCGGAGGACAUGGAGGCAGAGGGGACACUCCCAGAGGCUGGGGGUGAGAGCAGUGACCAGGCAAGGGCACGCAUGGAGCCCACACGGCCAGGAGGCAGCGUGAAGGAGCCCGAGAGGACGCAGAAGAUGAUGCAAUCACAAGAGGAGCUUGUUCUACAGCAGGCCUAUCUCUGGGAUCCCUACCAGCGCAUGCAGCACCAGCUCCUCAAGCGGCAGCCCCUGGCUGACUCCCCCAUGGUCCCGACCGUCCACGCAGGGCACAGGCCCCUUUCCCGGGCCCAGUCAUCUCCUGCCACUGCGAGUGUCUCCCUUCCUGCCCAGGAUCCAGCCUCCAAGACGCUCUCUCUGCCUGUGCAGGAACAGCCAGCCAAGCCGCAUUUCACAACAGGGCUGGUUUAUGACUCGGUGAUGCUCAAACACCAGUGUUCCUGCGGCGAUAACAGCAACCACCCAGAGCACGCGGGCAGAAUUCAGAGUAUCUGGUCCCGCCUGCAGGAGAGGGGGCUGCGCAGCCAGUGCGAGUGUCUGCGGGGACGCAAGGCCACCUUGGAGGAGCUGCAGUGUGUGCAUACCGAGCGCCACGUCUUCCUCUACGGCACCAAUCCGCUCAACCGCCUUAAACUGGACAACGGGAAGCUGGCAGGGAUCCUGUCACAGCGGAUGUUUGUCAUGCUGCCCUGCGGAGGGGUGGGGGUGGACAGUGAUACCAUCUGGAACGAGCUGCAUUCCUCCAACGCUGCCCGCUGGGCCGCAGGCAGCGUCACUGAGCUGGCCUUCAAGGUGGCCACCAGGGAACUUAAGAACGGCUUUGCUGUGGUGCGGCCCCCUGGACAUCACGCGGAUCCUUCCACCGCCAUGGGAUUCUGCUUCUUCAACUCGGUGGCCAUUGCUGCCAGGCAGCUGCAGCAGAAAGGGAAACUCAGCAAGAUUCUCAUUGUGGACUGGGAUGUUCACCAUGGCAAUGGGACGCAGCAGAUCUUCUACAGAGACCCUGACGUUCUCUACAUCUCUCUGCAUCGUCAUGAUGAUGGGAACUUCUUCCCUGGUAGUGGAGCUGCCGACGAGGUUGGUGCCGGCCCUGGUGAGGGAUUUAACGUCAAUGUAGCCUGGACUGGAGGGCUUGACCCGCCCAUGGGUGACCCUGAGUAUUUGGCAGCUUUCAGGACUGUUGUGAUGCCAAUUGCACACGAAUUUUCCCCUGAUGUGGUGCUGGUGUCGGCCGGCUUCGAUGCAGCUGAUGGCCACCCACCACCGUUGGGUGGCUACAAAGUCUCUGCCAAAUGCUUUGGCUACAUGACGAAACAGCUGAUGAGUCUGGCUGGGGGAGCCAUAGUCCUCGCGCUAGAAGGUGGCCAUGACCUUACGGCCAUCUGCGAUGCGUCGGAGGCCUGUGUGUCAGCCUUGCUGGGCAACGAGCUGGAUCCCCUCCCAGAAGAAAGCAUGAGGCAGAAACCAAAUCCCAACGCUGUGCGCUCCUUGGAAACGGUGAUCCAGGUCCAGAGUAAAUACUGGGUUGCUGUACAGCGCUUUGCCUCCAAGCUGGGAUGCUCCUUCCUGGAGGCACAGCACCACGAAGCAGAAGAGGUGGAGACUGUCACAGCCUUGGCCUCCCUCUCGGUGGCCGUAAUGGUGGAGAAGAGGACACAGGAUGAGCCGAUGGAGGAAGAGGAACCCAUGAACCAGUGAUGAGCGGUGACGUUCUCUGCUCCCCUGCUUCCAGGAAGUGGCUGGACUCUCCUGAGCCUGGCACUCGCUCUUCACUCCUGGCUUCCUGUUUGCCACGUCAUCCUCACUCCCCGAGUCACAGUCCUGAAAUGGCCUGGACCUUCGGCUCCCACCUCUGCAGGUCACCCAGAAAGGAUGCUCCUGUACCCACCUGGAAGACAUCCUCCUGCUCGGGACCAGUGGAAAACCACAAACUCCCUCGGCAUGGCGCAGCCUUGCAAACCUAGACCAUGCCUGCCGUCAGUCUCCAACCUUCGGGACCCGAAACCCCUCUGGAGGCGUAUGUGAGAGGCCUCCACCCCUCUGGCUGUGGUGGCAGCCAGACGCAGACCUGCCCUUCUCCUGGGAUCUUCCUCACCCUUGGGGAAGGGGGUGGGUGUGGGGAUGGAUGUUGUGGCUGUGCUGCGGAUGGUGAGAGCUGCCUUCGGGACUGCAGCCAGAGCUCCUCUCUGGCCAGCCAAAGAUCCCUCUGAGAACAGCCCUGUGCUUUGCUCCAGGAGGAAAGGCUCUGUGUCUCCUUCUGAAUGCUUGCCAGCCUUGUCCAAGGUGCUCCCCUUCCUCUCCCAUAGGGCAUGAGGUGGGAGCGAGUGUGACAGUGACAUGGGGUAAGAGCCUCGUUCUGCACAAGAAGGGUUUGUAAAACGACGGAUGAUGCGCAAAUCACCUCGCAGUGAGGAAGAUCAAGGGCUGGAGUGUCUGCAGUGCCCAGGAUUGCACCCAUGGGACAUCCUAACCACUAACCAGAGUAUGAACCCUCUGGUGCUGGGGCUCUGAUUUGCACUAUAUACAUAUGACAUGUGCUAAUGUGAACCUUACGUACUCUUCUUUCCAUGGGAAUUUUGGGAACAAACACCUCUUCACGUGGACGUUAACAAGGUGCCUUGAGCCCUUUCAGCAACCCAACCAUCCGCUGACCUGAGGAUCUGUAUCAACGUAAACCCCUGUGAUUUGUAAAAGCAGGGGCAGCCCAGCUGUCUUCCAGUGACCCCCCCCGGAGAGGGUGGCACCUGGUGCCUACUCUCCCUACAGCUUCAUGCCCCAGUCCAGCCCCUGCACCCUGCCCAACUCCUCUUCUCCUUCAGCCCCAGUCCAGCUGAGAUCAGAUCAGAUCCCAUCGCUUGGCGCUCGUCUCCCCUAGGGAUGCUUAAAGCCCCGGCAAUACAGUGCUUGUCCCUGUCUAGACUGUCUCAGGGUGACAGAGACAGGGUCAUCCCCCUCAAACAGAUGUGUCUGUCUGGUUUUGCCCUUUCCUUAUCUCAUACUGCAGUGGGGCAUCAUCCACCUCCUGGCACCUGGCCCUGAGAGCCUGGUCCUUCCUUGUGUCUUCCCUGUGCCCUGUGCGUUGGACUGGGCAGAGGAACCAGCCCACAAACACUUCAUCCUGUGCUCUGCAAGAACAGAGCCCUGCUCAGGCUCUCAGCAUCACGGUGCUGGGCUGCAGCAGGGAUUGGGGAUAGCAGGAGUGAGCAAAUGGCUUGGGGACGGCACAGCGGGACCAGGACCUCACUGGGCUGCAGAGGAGGGGAUAGACAGGGCAACGAGGUCUGGCCGAGCUCCAGAGGCUGGCCAGGCUCUGUCUGCAGGCGCAGGGAGGAGAAAUUUUGUAAAAAAGUAACAAAGGAAAAAAAAAAUAUUGGAAGAAUAAACAUUUCUUUGUCUGAAACUGCCCUUAGCUGGGGUCCAGCAGUGCCAGCCAGUGGCACAGAGGCUUGGGGGCAUGCACGGUCCCUUGUGGCCAAGGGACACGCAGGAAAAUCACUGUGGCCCCAGAGCAGGACUGCCUGUGCCAUCCUCUCUUACUACUGUUGUAAACCGUGACGCCCUCUCUUUUGCUUCCUGGGCUCGGGUACCUGUGCUCUCCUUGCAACGUUGGGGGUUCGUGUACAUGCGUCCCUGCUCACUGUGCGUCACACACCCUCGUGGCAGGUCUUCUCCAAACCAGGCUUAAGUGUGUGUUUUCGACCAAGCCUGCUGUCUGCACAGGUUGUUUCUCCUCCCUUGAAGCACACAGCUGUGCAAGCAUGCCAGGGGGACAGUGUGUGGCCAAGUGUCACGAACUCCCCUUCCCAACCCUACACCUGGAAGCCUCCAGGGUCUGAUGAAAGGAUGCCCUGAUCUUAGGAUGGACCUCUUCCACAGCAGCCCCUUGCUGUGCACCAGGAGGACGGGAGAGAGGGCAUCACAUUGCAGCAGGGCAAGGUGGGCAGGAGAGGGUUAGAGAGCACCUCAAAACCCUCCUCUCCAUCUUCUCUGGAACCUGAUGUCUUCAUGGCUGAAGACAUGGCCUUCGUCGCCCAUGAUGCUUUGUCUCUGUCCCGGUGUCCUGUCGCAUUGCCCCUCAGAUUGCCAGGGAACUGUGGGGAGAUGAGAACGACCUACUGUUUCUUCUUUGGGCACUCAGGCAUUUCUGGUACCGUGAAUGCAAGGGUGGUGCUAACACCCCUUUUAUUAGCAGCCACUUGCCCAGAUGUCCAGUCCCACCAGCUGACCUGAGCACCCCAAGCCACAGCUCCAUCACUGCUCCUUCCCCAGGCUGCACGCUCUGCUCUUUGGCUUCGGUUUCCCUUUCCUGCUCAAAAGCAACCUCAUCCCUGGUUCUUUCAGGGGUUCCCAGCUGGGCUUGUGCCACCCAGGACACGUCCCAGAGCUAAGCAGGCUGCAAACACUGGUAACCUGCAUGCGCUGGUGGGUUACAGCCCACAGUGAGCUGGGAUUGGGAAGGGCAUGCAGGUGAUCCACAGUGAAUUUCUGCCAGAAUUUUUUCCAGGUAGCCCCAUGAAUCCCUGAGUCAGCCAGAAGAAACCCAAAGCGCAACAUUUAAGGAGUGUGUACCCCAGUUGCACCAGGAAAAUGCUGUGCAAUUGUGUGAGUUCAGCUGCUACCUUAAAGCAGAGGGAAAUGCCCCAAACAAAUGGUCUCUGCUCACUUUUAAGAUAUUUAGCCUUUUAUUUAACAUUUUCCUGACUCCUCUGCAUCUACCAGGGCCAGAAACCAAAGGGAAAAACAAGCUGUGAUUGAGUAAUUUCAUGAAUUCAAGAGCUGGACCUUUACAAACACCGUCCAGGCAGAUCUGGCUAGGAGCACCCAGCAAGACCUUCAUGAGCUUUACCUAGCUGGAAGGUCCUGGGCCUGGAUGGGUAGCAGUGAAGCCAUUCAGCUCGCACACCCCAUUUAUGGAGGGCUGAUACUGUUACCCCAAAUUGAAGCCGAAAUACUAAGCAGCCUCUCUGGAUUGCUCUGUCCUAUUGCGUCAUCUUGAUUGUGGCCAACAGAAGAAGGGCCCAGCCUAGCAGAGGGCUAUGUGCUAAAUGACUCACGCUAAGCAAUGAUCAAAUCUGCCAACCGCAUUCAAUUGUUUGUGGUUUCAAACUCUUUGUUGCAAAGACAGGGCCGAAUAACGUGGUAAAAUGCGGUCAUUUGUGCAAGCUCUUGGCAUGUGUCCAGCCUCCCUGGGUAAGCUAAGCCUGGGGAAAACCCCUAUGAAGCCAUCUCCUCCGGGUCUGAGCUGACUGGUAGGUGACAGGCUCCCUGCUUAUCUUCCACUGUCUCAUCAGAGGGGUUAGUCAACACUCGCCUUCAUUUGAGCCUUUUAAGGACCAUUGUGGUGAUCAAAAAUGAAUUACAACAUGGCCAGCUGGUUUCCCUAAAGCCAAACCUACGUCUUAGGGUCAUCAGGCUUACAGACGAGUCUGGAGUCAGAAACCCCAAAGUUAGCACAUUUUUCUCUAGCAGGCGUCAUGUUCUUUCUUGGAUAGGAUCCCCUUCCCCCAGGGACAGCACGUUUUCUCACUACCCGCAGCCGCUUCCCUAAUACCCCUUUCAGAGGUGUCCUCUAAGUCUCAUGCAGAGACUGGAGGAGGUGGUGGGAGUCCAUGGCUGGAAGUUGUGCCAUGGUGGUGCAGCUCUGCAGGUGCCGAAGCCCAGGUCUGCUGCAGUCGGAUGGGUGGGUGCAUCGCUCCCCAGUUAGGAUGGAGGGAGCUCGCUCAGAGUUCGGACCUGCCUGACUUUAAUGGCUGAAUUUGAGGCAGAAGAGUCCCAGAAUGAAGUCUAACACUGGAUAUCUCUGGCUCCAGGGGACUAUUGACCUCCAUUCAGACAGGUCAUGCAACCAUUCUAGUUGCCUCAUCCAUGAAUCCAAGACAGGCCCACUCUUGCCUGUUAUAUGUGGACAAAGAAUGACACACUGAGACCUCCAGAAUGGGCACAAAGUACCACAAAAUUCACUCCCACUUUCCACUGGGAUGAAUAAGUUUGUUGGGGGUGGAAAAAAGCCAUGUGACGAUGUGGCAGUGAGCUAAGCCACUGUGGGCACAGAGGAAACAGCCCUUAGCCUAACACCAUGCUAGGGUGGCCGUCCUGAGGGGAUGGGGUUUAUUGGGAACAUCUUUCCCCACUGGGCUUCUGCAGGCCCUACAAUCUACCAUUGGCUUCAUCAUCCCACCCUUGAAAAGCACCCUGCCCAGCACCCUGCCCACCCACACGGAGAGGGGCUGGCGUGUCACUGUCCCAUCCACCAUAGAGUAGAGCCAUCCCACCUGGAGCGCAAGAAGCAGCACUAAAAGCAAAGGAUGCGUUCUUUGAAAAUCUUUGCUACUCUUUCCUCUGCCUUUUAUUGUUUGUGCCUUGGUUUGGUUUGCAGGGCAGUAGAUGCAGCUCUAGCACCCCAUUACACCACCACCACCACCACCAGCUUUGGGUACUACCUUGCCCUUUUCACAUGCAGCUUCCGUCAGCGUCUUACCUCUCAGCAUCCCAAGCUCCAUCCGCAGCUGUUUGCCUGUAGCUUAGAUCAGUGUUUUGCAGUGGCACAACUGACUCCUGGCUAAAACCUCAUCUACUGAUGUUUCGAUUUGAGGAGCUUCUUCAGCCUCUCCCUCAUCACAGAGCACGUCCAGGCUAGAGACAGAGCUGAGCACCAACAAGAGCUUAGCUCCUCUUAUGACCACUUUGGAAAUGCUGUUUGCAUCUCACUUCCAGCUGUAGCUGAAGAUAUUCCUUUACUGUGGGGGGAUGCAUCCCAAACAAACUAAUCCUCAAAAUCUUUUGUUGUCCUCCCCUAUCCUGGUUUGCCAUGGCAUUGCCCAGUGCUUAUGGAUGUGACUUCCACUUUGGGGGGGGGGGGGGGGGGGUUUGCCUUCUGCCAGCCUCUUUUGCCUUGUAUUUAGCCACACAGCUUGACUUUUCUGAGUCUUUUUUUCAUUCCGUUUGUUGAAUCAGGAGCUGUUCCCCCAGCUGCCCAGAGGCGCGGUGGGGAAAUCACUGGUCCCUUCUACCGUCUCUUCCCACUUCCAUAUUCCUUCCUGAUUUCUAAAAAUGAGGUGUUUGCGUGAUGCCCGUCGGGUGUUUGCUGGUCGUGGGCAGGUGGCAAGGGUAUUCGUCUCGUGGCAAGACUCUUCAUCUCAUCCAGCCUGGUUGCCUGGUGGGUGAAGCACUCCCCAAGGAGCUAAUUGUUGCCUCAGUAAUUAAAGAGGAGGACUCGUUGGACAGAGAGCGGCCACAGGUGUCCCUCUCCCAAGAGUGCACGUGGACCAUGUGGACCGGGUGGCUUGGAUGGCAGUGGGCACACGCAGCAGCCCUGCCCUGACCUGAGGACGUGGCGAGCCACAAGGACGAGACAGAGCCUGAGCCAACGUCUCAGUGGGAGCAGAGCUGCCUUCAGCAGCAUGAAGAUCCUAAGGACUAGACCACAGACCAUCUCUGCAUUCAUCCUUCUGUGCUCCCAACACCGUCCUUUCUUCCCAAUUUCUGUUUCUUUAGUAACAACAACCAUAAUAAUGAUUGUGUGCAUUGAAAAAAACCUGAGACCUUGGUUCAAAUUAUCAUUCUUUCCUUAGGGAUGACGUUUCUCUCAUUUUAAGAUAAAUUAAUAUAGUGAUUUAAAAACAAAAUCUCAACAAAGUAUUACUUUCUAAAUAAUUUUUAAAAGAUAUUUUACCUUUUUAUAUAAGGGUUGGAAGCUUGAACCUCCACUUAGCAAAGAGGUAUCCUCCUUUAUUUUUCAAGCCUAUUUUAUUUUUGAAAGAAAAUUUAUAUUUCUAAAAGUGGUUUCAUUUUUCAUUUGUAAAAUAGUUCCUCAAACAUGGUUAAUAAAGCCAUCCGCAGGCAUAUUUUUAAGGGAAUUUUUAUUUUUUUAAGAGCAUUUAGAUGUUUUUAAAGACUGCUGUCAGCUCCCUUGAGCAGGGUAUCCACUCACGCUGUACAUAAAAAUUAAGGAUUUUGUAGAAAAAUGUAGUUUCAGUCUUACUGUAGCUUGCCAUUGGAUUCUCUGGUGUGUAAUAAAGUGUGAACACUAAUUGAAA